AUGGCACCCUUUGACCUGGAUGCGUGCAUAGAACAGCUGCUGCGAAAACAGCCCCUGCACGAGGCACUGCUGAGAGAAAUAUGUGAGAAAACGAAGGAGGUCCUGAUGCGGGAAUCCAAUGUAGUACAUGUCAGUGCACCCGUAACUGUAGUGGGGGAUAUCCACGGUCAGUUCUAUGAUCUUGUAGAAAUAUUCCGUAUAGGUGGAUAUGCGCCCAACACGAACUACCUCUUCCUUGGUGAUUACGUCGACAGAGGGCUGUUCAGCGUCGAAACAAUCUCUCUAUUGACGUGCUUGAAGCUACGGUACCCCGAUCGAGUUCAAUUAAUAAGAGGAAACCAUGAAUCACGCGCUGUCACUCAAACGUACGGGUUCUACGCUGAAUGCCUCCGAAAGUAUGGUAAUUCACACGUCUGGACAUACUUCACCGACAUGUUCGACUUUCUGACUCUGUCGGUGGUCAUUGACGACCGAAUAUUCUGUGUACACGGCGGUCUAUCACCCUCUAUACAUUCAAUAGAUCAAAUCAAAGUCUAUGACCGCUUUCGAGAGAUACCCCAUGAGGGUCCUAUGGCUGACCUCGUCUGGUCAGAUCCCGAUCCUGAGAAAGAGGAUUUCGCAAUCUCUCCAAGGGCCGUUAGAGGGGCUGGAUACACGUUUGGAUCCGGCGUUGUCCAUAAGUUUCUCGAGAUCAACAACAUGUCGCAUAUCCUCCGUGCCCACCAGCUAUGUAUGGAGGGCUAUUCCUCUCUGUUCGAUAAGCAUCUGUCGACGGUAUGGUCCGCCCCCAAUUACUGCUACCGAUGUGGGAACUCGGCAAGUAUAUUGGAAGUCGGACCGGGAGGAUCCAUGUAUUUUAACGUGUUCGAAGCCGCACCCGAGAACGAAAGAGACGGACCGAGUCAGCAGGCAGCUCAGAAUGCAGGAGGUAAACCUCCGGAGUAUUUCUUGUAA
Desarmillaria tabescens is the source of this 954-nucleotide messenger RNA. Its product is annotated as Metallo-dependent phosphatase-like protein. Gene Ontology annotation, cellular component: FAR/SIP/STRIPAK complex. The coding region runs from base 1 to 954 and encodes 317 amino acids. NCBI's taxonomy places the organism in Eukaryota, Fungi, Basidiomycota, Agaricomycetes, Agaricales, Physalacriaceae. The transcript is spliced from 8 exons. The record is from RefSeq and is a predicted model, not a curated record. Gene Ontology annotation, molecular function: protein serine/threonine phosphatase activity.